This is a messenger RNA of Sebastes umbrosus (honeycomb rockfish), 3524 nucleotides long. Its product is annotated as galanin receptor type 1-like. The transcript has a single exon. The record is from RefSeq and is a predicted model, not a curated record. Gene Ontology annotation, cellular component: membrane. Gene Ontology annotation, biological process: G protein-coupled receptor signaling pathway; immune response. Bases 2175 to 3212 code for a protein of 345 amino acids. NCBI's taxonomy places the organism in Eukaryota, Metazoa, Chordata, Actinopteri, Perciformes, Sebastidae. Gene Ontology annotation, molecular function: G protein-coupled receptor activity.
GCCCUAUGUAAAUAUUUUGGACCCAUGCCGAUAGGUUUUCGGACAAUAGUUCUUUUGUUGUCGUCCAGCCAAAGCUGUAAGAAGCAAAAAGCUUGAGAAGAACAAACUCUUUUUAUUUCCCUAUAAAAAAUAUCGACUCUCAGGGGGAGCUUUAAUGAGUACCCUCAGCGAGAGUUCAACAAAUCAUUAAUCACUGUCAUAGUUUAACAGGUUGCCCCCAUGGUUAACUCUGUGAGACUUCCUUAAAGAGGCAGUGGUAAAUGCUUCUAAUGUUAUCCCAAUCUUCCCACAUCAGUUCAUGAAUGGUGAAACACUGUGAGCGAGAAGGUUAAAUAGAAAAGUGAAAAGGAAAAAGUGAAAUGGAAGCGGUACCACACAGAGCAGAAUAUAUGCCACGCCUGCUGUUCCUGGAGGGAGUUUAAAGAGUCUGCAUCAUCCUGUCAUUUCAUGGCUGGCUGCCUGCACAUACAAAUACAGAUCCCUGUGGAUACUCUCAUUCAUGGUGACUUCUUGUUCUGGGGAAGAAAACUGCCACUGGAACAGCUUGAGUCACUUUAGGGACAUAGACCAGGGUGAAGAAGUCAGUCGUGAGCGGCAAAGAUGAAGAAGCUGCUCUUGAUAGCCAUCGUCCUUUUGUCCCCCACUCAUAGCACAUACAGUAGAAGUAAUAUUUUUUAACUGUGGGGCCUACAUGACACACAACAUCGUGGAAAAGGGCAUUGUACUGCAGCCUCACAGGCUCCUAGGUGUGCAUCCAUCUGUUCUUGGUCACACUAGCAACCACAUUUAUGACCACUUACUCCCAACAAUAAAAACCUGAACACCGCACGCAACUGUUUGCUCUCGGCUGAAAGUCAAAAAUUGCCCUUUAAUAGGUGUCUCAAAUGAAAGAGAAAGUGCCAUAAUCAACCUUAAUGCAGGACAAUUUUAAGGCUGAAUACCUUGUUAACCAAACUAAAUGCAACUAAAAGACCAGUUUAGGGUCAAAUACAGAGUCAUGCGAACAAAAUCACACCCUCAGCGAUCAGGCUGUAAAAAACAGAAAUGAGAAAAAGGUGUACUUGGGCAGCUAAUUGCUGGAGUUAAGGGAAGUUCACACACUAAACAUAGCUAAAUAAAGUAAGUUUAAGCCAGUAUUAUGUAAUGAGAAACAGCACAGUCUCCCCUCCCCUUGCCUAGAUCAGCUCAGCCCCUGGUUACUGUGCAAACAGUAGUGGAGACCUGUUGGGAAGACUAUAGCCACUCAGAACAGAGUCUCUCUGACUAUCACAGGAGUAGAGUAGUGAUCCACCUGAGAAUAACUCAUGUUUUGUUACUGUUCAUCUUAAGAUCGUUCAUUACUUAUUUCUUCCUCCAACGAUUGAAGGUCAUGUGAUUCGUACAGUACUCUUCUGCUGGUGACGUCUCUGGGGAGCUCCUAAAUGGACAAGACGCCUCCUGCCGCGGUGACCACUUAGCAUCAAGUAGCAUUGACUGCUUUUAAAGUGGAAUGUCUGUUAGCAGCCGCUCGGAUGAAUUUGUCCACUGUUGCCUGGUUUCGAGAAAUCAAUACAGCCAUAGAGUAACUGCUGCACUGACAUCUCUCCGGUUUUCCUAUCCUCCUUUUCCUCGGAUUAUGGAGGACAUGCUGAUGGAGCCAAGGAAAAGCCAGUGUGCAAGGACUGCUCUUUAAGGUCAUGUCGAUCAUUUUUUUUCUGAGUCAAACUGGAUAACAGCACAACAUUUUAACCCAAGAGAAUAUCGUUUGAUUUUUUUUUUUCUUACCUAUCCAGUUAUUUUUAAGUAGUUAGAAUUUCUUCAAAUAGAUGGAAAAAACAGUGAAGGUGACACAGUGGGAGAGACAAAUUCAACCAGAGCAGGAAGACUUAACCACUUGAUUAUCUCUGGCCACACACAAACUAAAAAUAAACUGGAAUAUACUCUUUCUGCAAGUAGACAGAUUACAAAUGUCAGUGAAGAAGUCAGCAAUUAGUUUAGCAGCUAAGAACGCACUAUCAUUAUAAGAGUACUAGCGGUCUUAAUGGACUGUGGUCAUACCUGUAAUUAAUACAAUUUAAGACAUGAACUGGAGCCAACAGAUGCAUCACCCAGACACUGCGUGAACAUGCUGCUCUGAUGCUUAACAUUAACAGGCCAUUAGAUUAAGUACUCGAUUAGACUUUUAUUGUGACGGCAUGGAGACUUUGGGGCAGCAAGUAAACACUAGUCGCCUUGGCCAAAUGAACAAGGCAGAUGAGGCUUUGAUUAAGGCCCUUGUUCCCAUCCUGGAUGGACUCAUUCUGGUGACUGGCCUGGUGGGUCAAUCCCUGGUCAUCACCAUUCUCACUGGCAGGAGGAGGAAAGGAAGUCAACCCCCGCAUGGUACGGACACCCUGCUGCUGGCUCUGAGUGCUGCUGACCUGCUGCUGCUGUUCUGCCUGCCCUUCCACACCUCCGCCAUCACCCUGGGCUUCUGGCCUUUCGGCAGCUUCCUGUGCAAGGCCAUCAGCUUCCUGGGAGUGGCGUGCUCAGCUGCUUCAGUCUUCACCCUGGCAGCUUUGGCUGUGACACGUUAUCUUACAGUGGUACACCCCACCUGGGCGUACCGUUCGAGAAUGCACCGGCGCAUUAAGCUGACAGUAGCUCUGCUCUGGGUCCCUGCUUCUGCCUUGGCAGCGCCGCAGUUUGCCGUCCGCACAGUCACCGCCUCCAGCGCCAUGUACUGUUUUGCCUUCCUGUCCGACUUCAGCCAGCUGGUCUACAGCAUUGCCCUCUUUCUGGUCGGCUUCGCUCUACCGCUGGGCAUCAUUGUACUGAUGUAUGCCAAGAUCUACUGUUUUCUUCGUCAUGCACGGCUGCUGGGGAACGCUCCCCAGCUGGAGCGCUACCAGAGCCAGGUCACUCACACUUCAGCUCUCCUGGUCGUGGUCUUCACUUUCCUCUGGCUGCCCUCUUACGGCCUCAUGUUCUCCUUCAUUGGAGGAACCAUAAUAGGCUCACCUGGCUACAACGCCAUUGCCAUCCUGGCCAGACUGUUGGCAUCCUCGGCAGCAGUGGUAAACCCUGUACUAUAUGUGUUUAUGUCUCAGAAGUUUAGACGAGACUUACUAGAGCUGGGGAGAGAGCGCUGGGCUUGGUGCAAAAGCUGUCUGACUGGUUGCCCUAAUGUGAUGGGCAGGGACAUGGUGCAGCCCUUUGAGCUGGACACAACCUCAGAAAGAGGCCAAAACUGACCCUGUGGCCAGAAAGAAAACACUGCUACCUCAUCACUCAAUUCAUACUUUACUAUAUCUAUAUCUAUAUCUAUUCACAUAUCACUGUAUGGGAAUGUAAUGAAAGAUUGCAUAUGCAAUACUCAAAGUGAUGUUAAAUGCAAUGAACUUCAUUCCAUUGUUUUGUAUUAAAUCUGUUAAAAACUUAGAUUUUUUAAUUUGAGAACUAGAAAUGUGUUAAUUUGGACAGCAGAAUGUAGUAAAACAGUGACACAAUAUGAUCAUAUAUAGAGCUGCAACGAUUAAUCGAUUAGUUGUCAACUAUUAAAUGAA